CAUGUUUAGGAUUUAGGAGUGAACUUGUUCCGUAUAUAAAGAAUUAUUUGAGUGAUCCACUCUUCUAACAGCAGGUGCACAAUGGUCUCAUUAAAGCGAGAAAACAUUGAGCUUGAGGACGACGACGACGACGAGGAAGAAGGGGUGGUUGCCAAGGUGGGACGAGGACGGGCCGCGGAGGACCUGAGGAGCCGCCACUGCCCUUACCUGGACACAAUCAACAGGAGCGUUCUGGACUUCGAUUUUGAGAAGUUAUGUUCGAUAUCGCUCUCCCACAUUAACGUGUAUGCCUGUCUCAUAUGUGGAAAGUACUUUCAAGGCAGAGGUCUCAAGUCCCAUGCUUACACCCACAGUGUCCAGUUCACCCACCAUGUGUUCCUCAACCUGCAUACCCUGAAGUUCUACUGCCUACCAGACAACUACGAGAUCAUUGACUCUUCCCUGGAGGACGUUACAUAUGUGUUGAAGCCCACCUUCACCAGGCCUCACAUCUCGGGGCUGGAUAAGCAGGGCAAGCUGUACCGGGCGUAUGACGGAACCACCUACCUCCCUGGCAUCGUGGGGCUCAACAACAUCAAAGCCAACGAUUACGCCAACGUGGUGUUGCAGGCACUGUCCAACGUUCCCCCUCUGCGGAACUACUUCCUGGAGGAGGAGAACUACCGGGGCAUCCGACGGCCCCCCGGGGACAUCAUGUUCCUCCUGGUGCAGCGCUUCGGCGAGCUGAUGAGGAAGCUGUGGAACCCCCGGAACUUCAAGGCCCAUGUGUCGCCUCACGAGAUGCUGCAGGCCGUGGUGUUGUGCAGCAAGAAGACCUUCCAGAUCACCAAGCAAGGCGAUUCGGUGGACUUCCUGUCCUGGUUCCUGAACGCCCUCCAUAACGCUCUCGGAGGCACAAAGAAGAAACCAUCAAGCAUCACAAAUGUGUUUCAAGGCUCCAUGCGGAUCUUCUCCAAAAAGCUUCCACAUCCAGAUUUAACACCAGAGGAAAAGGAGGAAUUGCUGCUGACAGAAGAGUACCAGGAGAAGAUAUCGGAGUCCACCUUCCUGUAUUUGACCCUUGACCUCCCAACGGCACCGCUGUACAAGGAUGAGAAGGAGCAGCUGAUCAUUCCUCAGGUGCCCCUCUUCAACAUCCUGGGCAAGUUCAACGGCAGCACAGAGAAGGAGUACAAAACAUACAAAGAGAAUUUCCUCAAGAAAUUCCAGCUGACCAAACUGCCCCCCUACCUGAUAUUCUGCAUCAAGCGCUUCACCAAGAACAACUUCUUUGUGGAGAAAAACCCCACCAUUGUCAACUUCCCCAUCACUAACGUGGACCUCCGAGAGUACCUGACGGAGGAAAGCCAGGUCACAGAAAAGCACACGACCUACGACCUUGUAGCCAACGUGGUGCAUGAUGGGAAGCCCACCGAGGGAGCCUACAGAACACACGUACUGCACCACGGCACGGGGAAGUGGUACGAGAUGCAGGACCUGCAAGUGACGGACAUCCUGCCCCAGAUGAUCACCCUGUCUGAGGCCUACAUCCAGAUCUGGAAACGCAGGGAGGAUGAUGACACACCGAUCCACACCGGAGCGUAGUGUCCUGGUGGCCCCAGUGACGAGCCCAGUAAGACCCUCUUGUCCCUCUGAACCCUAAAGAGCUCUGCAGAGUAAGACAAGUCUGAGGUCUGACUCUCGUUCCAGACAUCAAGGACUGAGGAAAAAUAUUUUCUUUUAUUACAACUUUUUUAAGUGUUUAUUUGUGAACUCUCUUUUGAAAUAAACAUGUAUUUCAAAUUUC
Molecule: messenger RNA, 1786 nt
Organism: Gadus macrocephalus (Pacific cod)
Lineage: Eukaryota; Metazoa; Chordata; Actinopteri; Gadiformes; Gadidae
Gene: usp39
Product: ubiquitin specific peptidase 39
Exons: 13
Coding region: 82-1584 (500 amino acids)
Biological process (GO): protein deubiquitination; spliceosomal complex assembly; mRNA processing
Molecular function (GO): cysteine-type deubiquitinase activity; zinc ion binding
Source: RefSeq, a predicted model, not a curated record